Molecule: messenger RNA, 4221 nt
Organism: Myotis lucifugus (little brown bat)
Lineage: Eukaryota; Metazoa; Chordata; Mammalia; Chiroptera; Vespertilionidae
Gene: STX16
Product: syntaxin 16
Exons: 9
Coding region: 577-1557 (326 amino acids)
Biological process (GO): vesicle fusion; intracellular protein transport; vesicle-mediated transport
Cellular component (GO): SNARE complex; membrane; endomembrane system
Molecular function (GO): SNARE binding; SNAP receptor activity
Source: RefSeq, a predicted model, not a curated record
CAGGCUCAGCCCAGGCCCCGAGGCCGCACCAGGCGCCCUGCAGUUCAGGGCCCUCGCCUCGCCCCGUUGUCCAAAGAGGGCCUAGGCCACUGCUCUAGGGGGGGAGUUGAGUCUGACCCCGGCCCCAGAGCACGGCCCAGACGCGUGUGUGAGCCCAGUGAGGGCCAGGGAGCCAGGGCCUUCGAGGGUCCCCGAGACUUAAGGGGGGCAGGGGGCUUCACGGGUUCCCUGAGCGGGAUUGGCGAGUGAGACGCUUGUAGAUCGCAGGUUGGAUUGGGGAGGGGUCUCUCAGACGUUGGCCAGCUGGGCGACGAUUGGGGGGAUUCAAGUGCUUAGAGAUCGAAGGCAGGUCUUGGGGAGGGGGACGCAGACCACUGGGAAGCCUAGAUGGUAUUCGGGGAGGGGUCUCCGCGCCUGGGCGAGGUGCAGAGCUGCUCCUGCCCGGCUCGGGGUCGGCGGCCUGACAAGGAGCUUUUGUGAAGGGCGGGCCGGCCAGGCCAGGCCGGGAGAAGUGAACAAAGCAGGACGAUCAGUGGGGCGGGGGGCUCCUGAGCGGGGGGGUCACAGGGGUGAGACAUGGCCACCAGGCGUUUAACCGACGCUUUCUUGUUGUUGCGGAAUAAUUCCAUCCAAAACCGGCAGCUGUUAGCCGAGCAAGUGAGUAGUCACACCACCUCCAGCCCUCUGCAUUCACGUAGCCAUGCUGCGGAGCUGGAUGAGCUUGCCGAUGACCGGAUGGCUCUGGUGUCCGGCAUUAGCUUAGAUCCAGAAGCAGCGAUUGGCGUGACAAAACGGUUACCUCCUAAAUGGGUGGAUGGAGUAGAUGAAAUCCAGUACGAUGUUGGCCGGAUUAAACAGAAGAUGAAGGAGUUAGCCAGCCUGCAUGACCAGCAUUUGAACAGACCCACCCUGGAUGACAGCAGUGAGCAAGAGCACGCCAUUGAGAUAACCACCCAGGAGGUCACGCAGCUCUUCCACAGGUGCCAGCGUGCGGUGCAGGCGCUGCCCAGCCGGGCCCGCAGGACCUGCUCGGAGCAGGAGGAGCGGCUGCUCCGCAACGUGGUAGCCUCGCUGGCGCAGGCCCUGCAGGAGCUGUCCGCCGGCUUCCGGCACGCGCAGGCCGGCUACCUGAGACGCAUGAAGAACCGAGAGGAAAGAUCCCAGCAUUUUUUUGAUACAUCAGUACCACUGAUGGAUGAUGGAGACGAUGAUACUCUUUAUGAUCGGGGUUUCACAGAUGACCAGCUGGUGCUCCUGGACCAGAACACACUGAUGGUGGAGGAGAGGGAGCGGGAGAUCCAGCAGAUUGUGCAGUCGAUUUCUGACCUAAAUGAGAUCUUUAGGGACUUAGGAGCAAUGAUUGUAGAGCAGGGCACAGUCCUUGAUAGAAUUGACUAUAACGUUGAACAGUCCUGUAUCAAAACUGAGGACGGCUUGAAGCAGCUUCACAAGGCAGAGCAGUAUCAAAAGAAGAAUCGGAAGAUGCUUGUGAUUUUAAUAUUAUUUGUCAUCAUUAUUGUCCUCAUUGUUGUCCUCGUCGGCGUGAAGUCUCACUAAGCGGCCUGGGGGCUGUGUGUGCCGCGUGGAUCCGGGCGCCAGGGGCUGGGCUGCUGGCUGCCUGCGGAGGGCCCGGCCCCGCGUGGCCACCAGCAUCUCGUGGACUCCUGCACAGUGCUGAAGCGAGGGGAGUGGGCUUCUGUUUUUCCUCCAUUGUGGAGCAUUUAAAGACCUUGGUACUGCUGCAGACUAGAGAUGGAGCACUGUCAUCAGUUACACUAUCUUUUAGAAAGAGAAAAUGAGUGGGACGUUUACAGCACUCCACAAGCUGUUCGAUAUUAUUGUGAAUAAGCUAUUUUUCUUAGCAAUCAUGUCUGAGCAGCGUGUUAAAAUCAUUUCUGGGAAAAAAAUUUUGAAAACCAUCUGGUUUUUAAGGAUUUGGUACCAAAAAUUUAUGGAUAGAGGCAAAAAUGCCUCUUCAUCUUUCUCUCUAUAUUUUCCAGUUGAAAACAAACUGAGAAGUCCUUUAAGAAUUUAUAAUCCAUUCCCCAUUACCUUAAUUUCGCUUUUCCAUCACUGUUAAUGAUCAGAGUAACAAAGUGUGAAAAAUAAGAAACCAUCAUUGAUGUUAAUUAACACAUUUAGAUGGGCCAGUUAAAACAGCUUCAUAAGUUUAAAUUAAUUGUAAAUGGAGUAUUCCUCAUCUAAAAUUUAUGCAUAUUUUCUACUGUAAACCAAAAGGGGUUGCUGAGCAAAACCACCUAAAUUUAAAAGUUGGUGAUUUGAACUAACCUCGAAUUAAAAGAAAGCUUGCCAGUGUCAUGAAUGUCACCAGAAUUGGGCAGUGUGUCCCUGCACACAUCCCCAGCCAUCCUCACUCAAUCCAUUGCUCAUAUACUAACCACAUAAUGACCUGUUCAAACCAGCCACCAUUUAAUGAACUGUGAAUUUACACAGAGGCCAUUCUAAAUGGGUCACCCCAUUUGGGUCUGAAAUUAUUAACCAAACAUCACUGCAUUUCAAAGUAAAAUAUUCCACCAGAGGUGUGAUUUAUUGGCUCCCCCAUUGCCACUUAAUAUGCCCAGAAAGUAGGCAUGUUCCAGCAGGUGGUGGGAAGCAGGACCAGGCAGUCCCUUGUUUGUAAAGUGAGUGCGAAUCAGAUCACCAAAGUGGGGCUUUGUCAUGUCCUUCCCUGUUAUCAAUAUGGUGCUCAGAUAGAUCCCCAACUAUAGAGUCAUGAGGAAAGUGAUGAUGGCUUUAAAAACAGAAGUUGUUCAUGUUUUCAGUUGCUCUUGAGACGCAAGUAUAGUUUUAAUGGUCUUUGUAUAUUUUUUAUGGCUUUUCCAUUGUUUUUAUCUCUAAUGGGUUACAUUUUAUUUGGACCAGUCUCGUAAAAUGCUACUCUAGAAUUUGACUUUGGAGUUGUUGCUAGAAAUUUAAACCCCAGGCCAGAGAUUCAAGUUGUCUCAGCCAUUUCUUCCGAGGUUGUUGAUGGCGCUGGGGAGCCACUGUUUUUUUUACGGAUGUGGCCGUAGAAUGAUCAGCAGGUGUCCCUGGCAUUUCAGGAAAUAGCAUGGUGUUCCCUGACAAGUAUUUGUUAGGAAAGAAGGUCUGGGAAUAAAAAUCCAGCCCUUCCUUGAUCGUCCCUGAAAUGUGGGGCUUCUACAGCAGUUGAGGGUAGCUGUAGGCCUUCGUCCUCAUCCCGCCCAACCAUAACCCAACGACCAGCUGCUCCUAGGAGUGGAGCUGCUCAGACCAGGGGCUUCCCUCCCAGACGGUCUCUGAUGGGGAUACUGGAUCACUGUUAAAGCUUUUAAAGCUGUCUUAACUAUCCUUGAAGGAAAGUGACCCUUUAAGAAAGGGUCACCAUUUAUUUAUAUUUUCAGUGAAUAGAGUGAUUAGGGUUGGCUUUUGUCUCCCAACCCAUUUGGGUGAAAUCAUGGAUCUGAUUAGAAGUGAUUUUAAGGAUCUCAUUGGGGUGGUGGGACCGUCCAUCCUGACUGAAAUCAGGGCAAUGCCAGCUAAAGCCCCAGCUGCUAUGACCGUGACCUGGAGAGGGACGCAGCCUGCAGUCUGUGCGCCAGCUUGCUGGGCUCCUCAGAACACUGUCUUUCUCUGUUGAGCCUUUCCUGAGGGCAGAUCAGCACAGGGGCAGUGAGAGAAGCUUAGUCAUGCUGCCCUGAAGCUUCAGCUCCUUUCCUUGCUGAAGCCCAUGUCUGUGGGAAGGCAGGGCCCUCCGUCUCCCUGAGUUGAGGCCAGCAGGGACACCUGCCCCUCUACGUGCUCCGUGAUGGCUCUGUCAGCCUGGGCGUGGGGAGAAAUGGGACCGUUUACUGUCAGGUCUCCAGAGCUCCUGAUCUUACCCCAGAUUGUGGCUAAAAUCUACUGUCUCUGGUUUUAUUAAUUUGGGAGGGGGGUAGCUUCGCCAUGGGCAUGAAGCAGUGUUUGUCUAAUGGAUUGACGUCUCUCUGCUAAUUGAGAGAGCAUUAUUUAUUUGUUUUGACACAGUGCUUUCAGUGUUGUAUCCUGGCUAAUGGCUUCCUAAAGGUAAUGAAACCCUCCCAACCUAAUUGGUCAGAUAAGACUUUUUUUUCUUGUGUGCUUAAAUAAAGCAAUUAGUGAAGCACUUCUAUCCAACAUGCCUUUUUUUGUCCUUUUUUUAAACUAAUUUACUGUUAUUGGAAACUUUUUGUACAAUAAAGCAACUGUGCAGAUUUAACAACA